CUGGUGGGGAGCGGCCGCCCCUGGCUGGCCGCGGCCGCGGUGCCAGGGAGCGGCAGCUGCGCUUGUCCCCCGCGGAAACUUUGGCCGGCGCGGAAGGGGGAGGAUGGAGCCGGGGGAGCCCGCGGCGGCCCCCCUCAACUGGUCUCAAGCUGGGGCAGAGCCGCCCCGCGGGGCGUUCAACCUCUCCGGGCUGCCAGAGGCAGAGGGGAAGCCCCUCUUCGGCAUCGGCAUCGAGAACUUCAUCACCUUGAUCGUCUUUGUGUUGAUCUUCGCCAUGGGGGUGCUGGGUAACUCGCUGGUGAUCACGGUGUUGGCAAGGAGCAAGCCAGGCAAGCGCCGCAGCACUACCAACAUCUUCAUCCUCAACCUGAGCAUCGCCGACCUGGCCUACCUGCUCUUCUGCAUCCCCUUCCAGUCCACAGUCUACGUGCUCCCUACCUGGGUUCUGGGUGCCUUUGUCUGCAAGUUCAUCCACUACUUCUUCACUGUCUCCAUGCUGGUGAGCAUCUUCACACUCUCGGCCAUGUCGGUGGACCGCUACGUGGCCAUUGUGCACUCCCGACGCUCCUCGGCCUUGCGAGUUUCCCGCAACGCACUGCUGGGCGUGGGGCUCAUCUGGGCGCUCUCCUUUGCCAUGGCCUCACCUGUGGCUCACCACCAGCGCCUCUUCCACCGUGAGGCCUCCAACCAGACCUUUUGCUGGGAGCACUGGCCCAACCCACGCCACAAGAAGGUCUACGUGGUUUGCAUGUUUGUCUUCGGAUAUCUGCUCCCGCUGCUGCUCAUCUCCUUCUGCUAUGCCAAGGUUCUUAAUCAUCUGCAUAAGAAGUUGAGAAACAUGUCAAAGAAGUCAGAAGCAUCCAAGAAAAAGACAGCACAGACUGUGUUGGUGGUGGUAGUGGUUUUUGGCAUCUCCUGGCUGCCGCAUCACGUGAUUCAUCUCUGGGCUGAAUUUGGAGUUUUCCCACUGACUCAAGCCUCCUUUCUCUUCAGAGUAACAGCACACUGCCUGGCUUACAGCAAUUCUUCUGUGAACCCGAUUAUAUACGCAUUUCUCUCUGAAAAUUUUAGGAAGGCCUACAAACAAGUCUUCAAAUGCCAGAUAGGUAACGAGUCACCUCUGAAUGACGCCAAGGAAAAUAGAAGUCGAAUAGAUACACCACCAUCUACCAACUGUACGCACGUGUGAACUUUGAAAAGUCCUAAAUGUUGGCUCUUCAUUUGUGUGAACCAAACACCUGAAAAACAAAGCACAAUGAGCUUUAUCUUGGGUUUAUCUUGAUGAAGUUAAUUGGUAUUUAAUGGACUGAAGUUGCAUUUAUAGCAAGACUGUAUGUUGUGAAACUGAUAUGAAGGAAAACUGGGCUGAUCCUUUGCAUAUUAGAUAGCUUUAUCAAAUGAAGCUCUUGGACCUUUAAAAGAUACUUGAGAAAAAAAUGUUGGAUAUGAUAUGUCUGUAUUCUUACUAAGCACAUGGUGUGUAAACAUUCAAAUAUACAAGAAGGAAAUGUUGAUAUGGACAAGUAACUUUCUGACAUCUUACUUCAUCGAAGGGAAGAGAUGGCUAAAUUUUCUGUCUUACAGAUAAUAAAUAUGUUAGUGCUAUGAUUUCAGAGAGGAAAAGUUUUGUUAUCUCUUCAGAUUGUUUUGACAAUGCCUCUUCUCUUUUUAAUGUAAAGAUGGGCUCUGAUUCAGAGUUGAAAUAACCUGUGUACAACUUGAGGGAAUUGUCUUAUAGAGGAAACACCAAUUAUACCUGUUUAGCUGUCUUUUUAAUGUAACAUAUUGAGUAGUGAUGGAGUUCUUUCCAGUUCAUAUAGCUGCCUUACUGUAUACACAGACCUUCUGUGUGCGCUGUAUAAGGUUUUGUUUACGGCCUGUGUAUAGUUGUACCAAAAUGAGGAUUUAUGUCUAUCUGAGGGAAGCUUUUCUUCAUGUGUUGCAUGUGCGUGUAUGUUUUGUUAACUUUAUAGACUUUGAGGUGGAGGUAUAGUUUUAAAUGUGCAAUAUAUACAUAUGUUUUAAAAUAUUAUGUUGUAUAAAGUGACUCUAGGCAAUGCUUAAGCGUUCAAAAAUAGUAUUCCCUUAAAAGUUGUAGGAGGGGCUUGAUAUUGUGUACCUCUAAAUUGGAAAAAUUCAGAAGGAUGUGUUUAAAUCGAUAUGAAGUAUCUAAGGUAAAUAGCCCAAUUCUGCAAAUUCUUAAAUAACAUGAGUAGUUUCAGCAAUUUUAGAAAAGUAGUUAAUAUGUCUUUAGGUGGUAAACCACUAAAGAAAUAGUGGAAAGGCACUCAGUCAUUUGAGAACCUUACUGUUAGCUGGAAUAAGAUAUGCUUUUACCUUUUUAAGUUGAGUAACUGAAGUUGAAGAAACCUCUAGACAGUCUCUCAAGGCAGGGAUAUCCUCAGAGUAGGAUUGCUUCCUUGUUUAGGCAAGUUUUGAAAAUCUCUAAGGGUGGAGAUUCAACAAUUUUUUGGGGACAACUUGUGCCAGUGCCUAAUCUCCCCCACUAAAACAUUUUUUCUUUCCUCAGUUGGGAUUUCCCUUGAUGUAGCUUGUGACUGUUGCCUUCUGUCUUUUCACUGUGUACUUAAGUCUUCUCUCUAACUAAAAUGUAAUUUAAGAUGGCAGUUAAAUUUCCCCCAGCCUUCUCUUCUUAAACAAUGUGUCACUCUCAGUCUCUCCUCAUCUGUCGUGCUCCAGCUCCUUAGCCAGAUUAGUGGCCUUCCACUGGCCUUCCUCCAGCAUAUCCAUCCCUCUCGUGAACUGGGAAGUUCAAAACUGAACAGAGUGUUCCAGAUGUGCCCUGACAAGCACUGAGGAGACUAAUCGCUUCAGUGUGUUGGAAGCACAUCAGCUAUGGAGGGUUAGCUCACGUGAAAAUGUCUAUGUGUCAAUAUUGUCUGCUUGGAAUCAGUAAAAUAAUAUUGAAGACAUGCUAUUGCAUGCAUGGUGUCUGUGUUCAUUCUUUCAUACAAAGGCACAGUUUGAUGAUAUUGCUAGGAAUACAAAAUACAUGAAAAAAAAACCCUCAAUUGGAGAAGGAGGGUUUAUCUGUGCAGGAAACCAUUUUCUGGGUUAGGAUUGAGGUUAGGAAACACAGAACAGUGUUGAAGUGCCUAUGAGCUUUCAGAUCCUUGUCACUCACUAAUCACUCAAAUCAUUAAAGCGCUAUCAGACUUCAGCUGAAUUUAUAACAUAUUAGGAAAUUCUACAGAUUUGAAAAUAAUAUUUUUCCUUUAAAAAAUGCUUGUGGUUUUAUUGCUUUGAAUAAAAAAUUACAAUGUGAAUAUGUAAUUGUAUAAAGUUAGUGUGCUGAGUUUAUUGUUUCAUCUGGAAAAGACUUUUUUUUUUUUUUUCCUAAUUUUACAUAGUUUUAAACCCAGGAGUUUGAUAGUAUGGGAGCUACAUCUAUUUGAAGUUUUAAGGUGCAGCACAAACUAGUUAGAAAGGCCCCACCUGAUUCCUGGUGAGUAUCAGUAAAACCUCCACCUCAGUUCUUAAAGAAACCAUAAGAAGCAGCUGACACUCCAAGGCUGAAUUUCCUGCCUAAAACACUCUUUUGUCUAUAUCUGUGACUCCAGCAUGACUUCGAUAUACUCAGCUGUGACACAGAGGUUGUGACUGUAAAAGCAGUGUUAACAUAUGCUGUGAACUGUGUCUAACACUUGAGCAGCUGGACGGUUGGGCAGGAGCUUGUGCCACAAAAAUGGCUAAUUUGGGCAGAAAAUUGGGGAAUGGGUGCUGAUGAUGCUGUACAACUGAAAGUUCUGAGCCCAUUGUCAGGGAUUGUUGUUUCUGGUAGGGGGCAAAGCAAAAAUUUCACUUCACUUAUAUACCUAAUAUGCUUUUUUUUUUUUUAACAUCUUUUUAACCGGAAAGGUUAAUUUCCUCAUACGUGUAGUAAAGGAGAGGGGAAGGGGAGAGAGAAAAAUAGUAUUUCUCUGGCUAGGGCAGAAUUUUCCACUCAUAGGAAGAUAAAUAAGCCUACUGAAUUCCACACUGUUUUGUGAAUUGUAAAGACUAAUGUUUAAAGGGGUCAAGAAAUUAUUCUGUCAGGGUUUUUUGUGCAAUGUCAGCUCUGCCUGCUUGUAGGUAGGUGUUUGAGGUACGAUACAAAAGAUUAUAGCAGUGCUCUUCUUCAACUAACUAAACCUAAAAUACAUUUCCAAGAUACGUGUGGGCACAGAUGCACACUGAUUUCUGCUAUGCAGAAAUCAGAUCUAAGAUCCAUAGCCAAAAUGAAAAAAUUAAAUGGCACUUAACCAACAUACUGUUCAUCAUGUGCAUGAAAAAUGGUGGGUCUUGCUCACCUAUAUGUUCAGCUGUGCUAAUUUCACAGGUAAUUGUAUCACCCUUUUAACUAAUUUUGAAGAAGGUAAUAAUUUUUAUUGAAAGCAAAGCUAAUGCUUAAUGGCUGCUUCUAAGUGAGUCAUUAAACUUCAGGUUUAAGUCAAAAGUAUGUACUAAACAUUUAUGAUAUAUAAUACUUUAAACAUUCAGAAUCGCCUAAAAUUUCUUUCUUGUAUCAAAAAAUGUAGAAUUUCCUAAUAUUUUUUAUAUGUCUAAGGUAGGUAACAAAAUCGUGCUAUAAUAGAUUACAAAGAUAUGAACAAACUGGCUGAAAUUAUCUGUAAAAGAUGAUGACUGUAUAAAUAGCUAACUUUAAUUUCCCAUCUGCAAUCUUAAUAUUCUUUUUAAAAUUUGUUUAUGAUGAAUGAAUUGGAUAUGUGAUUAUUUACUGGGUUUUGUGAAGUCUUUUUCUAAAUUUAAGCAUUGAAAAAAGUGUAUUUUCAAAACCAUGUAAUUUUUGGCAAGAUAGGACAUUUUAAUGACAUGUUUUAAGUUAUGGUUCUUUGAGCUUUGUAUUCACUUUCACUCUGCAUGCAUGCACCUCUUUCUUAAAACCUUUUUUUUUUUUCAGAAUCUUCAUAUUUAAAAAAUAAUGUCACUAUUUCCAAGAGAUAAACAUUAAGCUUUGUAUAAUGUUGCAGUGAAUUUCACUUUAAAUCCCACAUUGUAGGGAAAGUGAGGGAUCUUUUUAUAAGAUAAUGUUGUGAAUACAUUAUUUUAGACAUUGUUAUCUUCAUGGUUGCUUCACAGUACGAUGUGUCGCAUUGAACCUAAUGAUAUUUGUGGUAUUUUGGGAAAGAGUAAAAGCAGCGAAAAGAAUGGCUGUUAGCUUACAGAGCUUGUGUUACUGUUAUGUGUUCAGUACACGUACAAGUGUUGAAGAAAUCCUGUGUUUGUUUCAAUGUGUAAUGAAUGUAAAGUAACAUGCAGUUGUUUUAAGAUGUACUGUACUUUCCAUGAAUUUUCAAGUGAUAUUUUCAAGAGGUC
Messenger RNA from Strigops habroptila (Kakapo), 5337 nucleotides. It is a transcript of the gene GALR1, whose product is annotated as galanin receptor 1. Gene Ontology annotation, cellular component: membrane. The transcript is spliced from 3 exons. Gene Ontology annotation, biological process: positive regulation of cytosolic calcium ion concentration; negative regulation of adenylate cyclase activity; G protein-coupled receptor signaling pathway. Lineage: Eukaryota; Metazoa; Chordata; Aves; Psittaciformes; Psittacidae. Bases 104 to 1189 code for a protein of 361 amino acids. Gene Ontology annotation, molecular function: galanin receptor activity. The record is from RefSeq and is a predicted model, not a curated record.